This is a messenger RNA of Papilio polytes (common Mormon), 1762 nucleotides long. Its product is annotated as zinc finger protein 615-like. Bases 187 to 1761 code for a protein of 524 amino acids. Gene Ontology annotation, cellular component: nucleus. The transcript is spliced from 7 exons. Lineage: Eukaryota; Metazoa; Arthropoda; Insecta; Lepidoptera; Papilionidae. Gene Ontology annotation, biological process: regulation of transcription by RNA polymerase II. The record is from RefSeq and is a predicted model, not a curated record. Gene Ontology annotation, molecular function: RNA polymerase II transcription regulatory region sequence-specific DNA binding; DNA-binding transcription factor activity, RNA polymerase II-specific; zinc ion binding.
CAUAAAAAAAGUCAACGUGAAUUAGCUCCAACUUCACGGAGGUGGCAUCAUGACGCUCAUGACAUCUUGAAAUUCUUUUGAAUCCAGCCUUACCAAACGCCAAAGCUUGAUCGCUUCCGUAAUAUUACUUUACGAACGCAUCAAUAAUAAAAACGGAGCAGAAAACGGUAUUUUGGAUUAGAAAAAAUGGCAAAAGUGGUCAACGUCAAGGAAAUUGUAAAGCAUAUCGCGAAUGGUACACUAAACAAUAACUUGUGUCGUAUAUGUCUGUUGCCUUUGAAGGACCUAAAUGAGGAUAUGUUUACAAAGAUUUGUAAGAAUGAUAAAGAAUACUGCAUUGCUGACGUAUUGGAAAAGAUCUGUGAUAUAAAGGUUUUCCCGGAGGAUAAAUACAAAAUAUGUUCAGAUUGUUUCAUAGCUGCAUCAUCUGCUUAUAAAUUUUAUUUACUGAGUAAACGGAGCGAAGAGAUACUUGAUUUUUAUAUUAAUUUAUUAGAGGAACAGAUAGAUCUUAUUGAAAUCUCUGAUAACAUAGAAUCUGACUCCCUUUGUAUUAAAUUGCCUGUAAUUAAUCCGGAAACUGAGAUAUUUGAUUAUAAUUUAACUGGUAUUUUAAAUACCAUAGAGCAUAAAGAACAAGAGGAGAGUAAUCUAGAAGAUAGUCAGAAUUUGUCUGAUAGUGAUGACAGUGAUAUUGUCAUAGUAGCUGAUGAAAAUGGUGAUCAGUCAUUCUUUAAAGAGCAAAAUGGUACAUUAGUUCCUGUAAAUGAUAUUGGAAAGAAACAAUUAAAUGAUGUACUGAAGAUUGUUUUUCCAGAAAGUGAUAAAGUAAGAAGGAGGAGACAUCGUAAUCCAAUGAGUUACAUAAAUUGCAGUCAAUGUCCUGUGAGGUAUAAAUUUGUUAGUAAACUAAAAGAACAUAUGAAAUUGGAACAUGACAUUGAUUUAUUUGUGUGUUCUAUAUGUAAACAACUAAAAGAAGAUGAGGAUGAGUUUAAGAAGCAUCUAGAAACGCAUACAGAUGUCCAUAAAUGUACAGAAUGCAAUAUGGCGUUUAAAACUAAAGAUGGAAUUAUCGCUCAUCAGAAAUGGCAUGAUACAAUUGAAGACAUGAAGGGAACGGAAGAGACACAUGUUUGUGAAGUGUGUGGUUUAGUGUUGAUGGACGAGGAACAGUUGAUAGAACAUAAUGAGAAGAAACAUAUGAAGAAAUUUACUUGUUAUUAUUGUGGCCGUAUGUAUAAGGGAGAGAAUAGUUUUGAAUUUCAUAUAAAAAAGCAUGAAAUGCAUAUGAAGGGUGAUGUUAAGAAACGUGCUAACACAAAUAUCAAAGAUAAUGCAAGGAAAAGGAAGUUUCCCUGCGCUACUUGUCAACGUGAUUUUGUAGACGAGCGCUCGUUAAUGUGGCAUCAACGUUUGCAUACUAAUGAAAGGCCGUACGUCUGUGAUGUGUGUGGGCGCGGGUUCGUGUCUCUUAACCGUCGCAACCAGCACGCGGUGUGCGCGCACACGGCGCCCGCGCGCCGCUGCCCGCUCUGCCCCGCGCUCUUCCAUCUGCGCUCCAUGGUCAAUACGCACGUCAAGAAGGUACAUUUAAAAGAUCACAAACGUCGCAACCGCAUCAGCAAGCACCAGAACGUGUUCUGGCGCACGCAGCCCGUGCCCAUACAGGAGCUCAGCGUCUCCAUCCAGAACGAGAUACUGGAACUGAAAGCGCACCAAGAUAAACUUACUACUGAAAAUGAUACCGAUAUAUACUAAU